Molecule: messenger RNA, 585 nt
Organism: Letharia lupina
Lineage: Eukaryota; Fungi; Ascomycota; Lecanoromycetes; Lecanorales; Parmeliaceae
Exons: 2
Coding region: 1-585 (194 amino acids)
Source: RefSeq, a predicted model, not a curated record
AUGUCGACCGAUCCACUAGAAGAUCUAGCCGCCCCGUACUCCACUUGCCGUGCCAACAGCACUCAUCCAAGUCACGGCCGCGACACCCACAGAAACGGGCCCCAGCGUGAAUCUGACAUCAUCUCCGUCUUUUUCGCUUUCGCCGUCAUCGACGAGCCGAGGUACCACGGCCUCAUCCCCGCCCGUGGGGCUCGAAAGAGUCUUACCCCCAAGGAGAAGAUUGAAGUUGUGUGUUCAAGACUGCUUGUUCAGUUGAUCAUACUCGGGACCUUGGCUUGGCAUACCAUUCGGAAGCGAAGAAUCGCCGCCGCCGCCGCCAUCGACACAGACCGCUCAACUUCUUCCGAUGACGUACAACCUUACCUCCAGCAGGAAAACGAGCUUGAAGCCGAGGAGACGAGAAAACACGAACUGCAUGCGGACGAGCAGAGGUACGCAUUUGCAGAGGAGACCAUCCAUGAGAUGCAGGACGGAGAUCAUGAUCACGGGAUACUCACACAAGGCAGACCUCGCUCAGAGCAACGCACGAAUCGAAACGUGCAGAGCAUUCGAAAAAAGCCCGAAGCGCGCGAGCACUUCUACUGA